AUGACUGAACAGUCAGGUGACGCUGGCAGCCUCUCUCUACCACCACCACCAAGAGCCGCCCACGGGGGUGGCGUGAUUGUUUCUCCGCUUUUCCGUCCACAGGUCCAUCGCCGCCUCAUGUGUCGCGUUUUUGUCUUCGGUGGUCUCAACACCAGUGGCCCUCUCAACGACUUUUACUAUUUCGAUGAGGGUUGGUUCCAAUAA
Molecule: messenger RNA, 204 nt
Organism: Dibothriocephalus latus
Lineage: Eukaryota; Metazoa; Platyhelminthes; Cestoda; Diphyllobothriidea; Diphyllobothriidae
Source: the annotation of a GenBank genome assembly